Chrysoperla carnea is the source of this 1096-nucleotide messenger RNA. It is a transcript of the gene Lsd-2, whose product is annotated as lipid storage droplets surface-binding protein 2. Gene Ontology annotation, biological process: lipid storage; positive regulation of triglyceride storage. The transcript is spliced from 4 exons. The record is from RefSeq and is a predicted model, not a curated record. The coding region runs from base 243 to 1079 and encodes 278 amino acids. Gene Ontology annotation, cellular component: cytosol; lipid droplet. NCBI's taxonomy places the organism in Eukaryota, Metazoa, Arthropoda, Insecta, Neuroptera, Chrysopidae.
GUAAUGCACUGGAAGGAGUUAGUACAAGGCGACAACUGACUUGUUCCUACAUUUACAAUACACGUAGAUGGUCCGAUGCUGAAUUAAAAUCAAAGUUCAUAUAAAUUUUAUUCAGUUAUAUACUACAACAUCCAGUGAUUGCAGUUUAAUUAAAAUUGUUCGUCUUCGAGUAAAGAACACAUCUCAGAAUACCAAAGCGAUAAGACAUUUUAACUUUAUCAAUAUAUUAAAUAAACAACAAAAUGGCUGCAACAACUCCAGAAACAAAAUUACCUCACAUGGAAUUCACUGAUCGUAUGUGGAAAUUACCAGCGAUACAGUCAGCAUGGUAUUAUUCAACAUCAACAUACAACAAAAUUAAGGAUUCAAACACCAAUAUUAAUUGGGCAUUGAAUUCUGUUGAACAAACCGUACAAAAAGCUUUGGAACAAGUAACACCAAUCGCUGCUCCAGUACUGAAUUCAUUGGAAAAACCAAUUGGUAUGGCUGAUCGUACUUUGUGCAGUGGAUUAACAACAAUUGAAAAUCAUUUACCAUUAGUAACUGAAGCACCAUGCAAAGUACUUGAAGAUACAAAGUGUAAAGUACAUCAAGCAAUUGAACCCACUUUACAAAAAUUGUUACAGAUAAAUGCUGCCAAAGAUUUGAGCACACAAAAAGCCAAAGAUUUACGUGAUUUUAGUUGGGAUAAAGCCAAUGAAGUUUUAGCUACACAAUAUGGAACAUUAGCUGUUAAUGGUAUUGAUAAUUCCGCAGUUUUAGCUGAACGUUUACUUGAUUAUUAUUUCCCUGCACCAGAAGGAACUCAAGAAGAAGAUGACAGUCCAAUUUCACCAGAUGAAGAUAAAUUACUUCAUACCGUCCAAAAAGUAGGCCGUCUUUCAAAUAAAAUAGCAAGACGUGUGUAUAAUGCUGUAUCAACGCAUAUUAAAAAUUUAAAGAAAGAAGAUGUUAAAGAAUACGUUGCUUCUUUAAUGGCUAUUUUGCAGUUGACUACAACAUUAAAGGCAAUCAAUGAUAAAAUUAAUGCGCCAUCAACAACAGAGGCACCUAAAGAAGAAACUCCAAAAACUAAAUAAAUUUCAUAAUUCUCAAU